AAUAGUACAAGAACAUGUUUGUUUGUGCCACCUCCUCUCUCUCCUCACUCUGUUUUUCAUCUUUCUCUAUAGAGAGAGAGAGAGAGAGAGAGAGAGAGAGAGAGAGAGUAUCCAAGAUGAAGGGGGAGAUGAGCAGGCUUCAACCUCUGAUAUCUUUUCUUCUGGGGGCAGCUAUGGCUGCUGCUCUGAUACUGUUCUACAUCUCGGCUGAUCCGGGGCAGCGACCAGUCGAGAUAUCGACUUGGAUCAAUGCCAGUACUUCAACAGCUUCUGCUGAUCAAGUUGAUGAAACAAACAUGGCUUCUACAAAAAAGCUUAAUGAAACCAACUUGGCUCCUCCUGAAAUGCAGGACACAACAUCACAAGAUCUGGCCCAGCUGCUGAAGAACGCGGCGAUGGACGACGGCACGGUGAUCAUGACCUCGAUCAACGAGGCGUGGGCGGCGCCAAACUCCCUCCUCGACCUAUUCCUCGAGAGCUUCCGCGAAGGCGAAGAGAUACAGCAUCUCCUAGACCAUGUCCUCAUCGUGGCAAUGGAUCCAAAGGCUUUCGAGAGGUGCAGGUCACUGCACCCUCAUUGCUACUUCCUCGAGACGCGCGGCGCCGACUACAAGUCGGAGAAGAUCUACAUGACCAAAGACUACCUUGAGAUGAUGUGGGGCAGGAACAAGUUCCAGCAAACCAUUCUCGAGCUCGGCUACAACUUUCUUUUCACGGAUGUGGACAUAUUGUGGUUUCGGAAUCCGUUGAGACACAUCGCGAUCGCAUCUCACAUCGCGAUAUCGAGUGAUUUCUUCGUGGGGGACCCCGACAGUCUGGUGAACUUCCCCAAUGGAGGGUUCCUCUACGUCAGGUCCUGCGAAAGGACUGUCGAGUUCUACAAGAACUGGCAGCUGUCCAGAGAUAAAUAUCCGGGCAAGCAUGAGCAGAAUGUGUUCAAUCUGAUAAAAGGCGAGUUAUCGGCCCGGCUGAAAGUGAAGAUACAAUUCUUGGACACUGCUUACUGCAGCGGAUUCUGCCAACUCGCGAAAGAUCUGAACAGGGUCUGCACGGUGCACGCGAACUGCUGCAUCGGGCUCGCGGGCAAGCUGCAUGAUUUGAGGAGUGUUCUUCAGGACUGGAAGAAGUACAGGGCUGGGUCUCUCGCAGAGAGAAUGACGGGGAAGUUUCAGUGGACAGUUCCUGGCAUAUGCAUUCAUUGAUUUUGUCCAGUUUUUUUUUUUUUUUUUUUUUUUUUUUUUUUUUUU
Molecule: messenger RNA, 1247 nt
Organism: Ananas comosus (pineapple)
Lineage: Eukaryota; Viridiplantae; Streptophyta; Magnoliopsida; Poales; Bromeliaceae
Exons: 3
Coding region: 15-1202 (395 amino acids)
Source: RefSeq, a predicted model, not a curated record